ACUUUGAUUAACUGAGCUUUUGGUUUUUAUUUCUUUGGGGGAAAAAUGAUCUUAUAGGCUCACGGAAAGAUAUUCUAUUACAUGGGUCUUACUUUGAUUGGGAGCUAGACAUAAAUGGGUGUUUUGUUAUCUUCUUGAAUCAUCAGUUUUCAUCUUCAAUUGGGUCUUUUAACCAGCCUGAUUUGUCUGACUGUAUUCUCUUCUUUUGGUAUUAUCUUUAUAAUCUAAUUCUGGGUCUUUGAGGAUAAUGUUCUUUAAUGACUAUAUUGUUCUGGGUUUGUCUCAGAUCCAUGGCACAUAGUCACUUGAGUGUCUGAUCUAUAUGUGUUGUGAUUCUUCUGUGAAUAACAACUCUCUCCUUAUAAAUAGGAGCUGCAACAAGAAUAAAUCUUUCUUAUUUGGCUGCAGUUGUGGAGGAGCUUUCUUCCUUCGGUGGAUCAUCGGAGGGCAUUAAGUUGGUAAAGCUUUAAAUUGGAAGGUUUAGAUCUUGUGAAAAGUAGAAAAAAGUGUUUAGAUUUCGAUUUGCUUUUUCAUUGGGGUUUUUUUAGAUUUAGCUUAAUGAGAAACUUUAUCAUGUGUUUCUAGUGGUUGAAAGAAUGAUUUAGAGAAAACUCCCAGGUGUUACAGGAAUUGGGAUACUGUUAAUUUUAACCUUUUGAAGUAUCUGAAUUAUGCAAUAUGGGUAGUAGUAGUAACAAGACCAAGACCAUAGUUUGGUUCAGAAGGGACCUCAGGAUUGAGGAUAAUCCUGCUUUGGCUGCUGCUGCUAGGGAAGGUAGUGUUUUUCCUGUGUUUAUAUGGUGUCCUAAAGAGGAAGGACAGUUCUACCCAGGUCGAGUUUCGAGGUGGUGGCUGAAGCAAUCUCUUGCCCAUUUGAACCAGUCUCUGAAAUCUCUUGGGGCUGAGCUUGCGUUUAUUAAAUCCCAGAGUACUUUGGAUGCUCUCUUAGAUUGCAUCAAUGCCACUCAAGCUACCAAAGUGGUGUUUAACCACCUCUAUGAUCCAGUUUCGCUUGUUCGUGAUCACAACAUCAAAGAAAAACUGGUGGAGCUAGGCAUUUCUGUGCAAAGCUACAAUGGAGAUUUGUUGUUUGAACCAUGGGAAGUAUAUGAUGAAAGUGGAAAUGCAUUUACUACUUUUGAGGCAUAUUGGGAAAAGUGCUUGCAAAUGCCACUGGAACCUGUUUCAAUUCUUCCCCCAUGGAAAUUGUUACCAGCAGCUACAGGAGCAAUGGCAAAGUGUUCGAUCAACGAAUUGGGUCUAGAAGAUGAGUCAGAAAAACCUAGCAAUGCCCUUCUAGGAAGAGCUUGGUCACCGGGCUGGAGCAAUGCUGACAAGGCACUAACCGAGUUUAUUGAGGAGCAUCUUCUUGACUAUUCAAACAAUAGGUUAAGUGUUGGAGGAAACAAUACAUCACUUUUGUCUCCAUAUCUUCAUUUUGGGGAAUUAAGUGUGAGAAAGGUUUUCCAAUAUGCAAGAAUGAAGCAGAUACUGUGGACUAAUGAAGGGAACUCAGGUGGUGAACAGAGUGUAACUUCAUUUAUCAGGGCUAUUGGUUUGAGAGAAUACUCACGCUAUCUUUGCUUCAAUUUCCCUUUUACACAUGAGAGACCCCUUCUGAAUAACUUGAAAUAUUUCCCCUGGCAACCUAACCCUGCUCAUUUUAAGGCGUGGAGACAAGGCCGAACUGGCUACCCUUUGGUUGACGCCGGAAUGAGAGAGCUGUGGGCAACUGGGUGGGUACACAACAGGAUUAGAGUGAUCGUGUCGUGUUUUGCAGUGAAAGUUUUGCUCAUUCCUUGGAGAUGGGGGAUGAAGUACUUCUGGGACACACUUUUGGAUGCAGACUUGGAAUGUGAUAUCCUUGGUUGGCAGUAUAUAUCAGGGAGUGUACCAGAUGGCCAUGAACUUGAGCGUUUGGAUUGUCCAGAGGUUCAAGGCUCAAAAUUUGACCCUGAAGGGGAAUAUGUGAGGCAUUGGCUACCGGAGUUGGCACGAUUGUCCACCGAAUGGAUUCAUCAUCCAUGGGAUGCACCUGAGUCUGUGCUUAAAGCUUCAGGAGUAGAGUUGGGGUUGAACUAUCCAAAACCGAUCAUUGAUAUUGACGUGGCUAGAGAACAUUUGACUAAGGCUAUAAUGAAGAUGUGGGAACUGGAAGCAGCUUCAAGGGCUGCAGGAUCAAAUGGCGCAGCAAAUGAAGAAGUCGUUGACAACUCUGAUCGUGUUGAAAGCAUGGCCAUUCCGAAGGUGGUCUUAAAGGGAAGACCUCCACCUUCAUGUUACACUAAUUCAUCUAAUGAUCAAAGGGUUCCAUCUUUUCAUAUUGUAAAGAAUAAUAUGGCUAAUAGGAAGAGAUCCAAAAGUAUACAAGAGGAAAUGCCAUCAGCAGCUAAUUCGCAGAAUCUCCUGAAGGCCGGGAUCUUGAGAGCUGAUGAAGACUUGUGCUCCACAGCCGAAUCUUCGGCUGCAAAGAAGCAGACCACCAUCAGUAGAAAUUCAUUUUAUGUUCCGGAUUCAUUUUCCAUGUCAACAGGAAACACUUCUCAAUGUGAAACAUCUGACCUGAAGCGGCCCGGACAAGAAUUAGAACAGGAGGACAUGGAACAACCCAACUCAAGCAAAGAUGAUUUUCUUAUGCAUCAUACUACAGCUGAUGCAAGGGUGCAGACGCAACAUAUAUUCUCUGAGAGGGGUGGAUGUUGAAAAUACAAAGUAAUAAUGUCCUUCUUUGCAAAAAGGAGAGAGUGACAAGGGAGAGGAGCACAGGGUGUGAGAAGCUACAACCUUGAGUUAUGUGUUGUUAUUUUCAAAUGUUGGGUUUUGGCUCUCAAUCUUUGACUUUGACAUAAAUCUAUUUAUAUAAUAUGAAUUGUGACACAUAAUAUAUGUACAUAUGCAUAUGUAAUAUUAUAUAUAUCUGUGGCUUGUACUGGAGAAUUGGAUUAAUUAGGAUCUUAUUGAAUUUAGAUGCUUCGUCAGUUUUAUA
Messenger RNA from Humulus lupulus (European hop), 2986 nucleotides. Its product is annotated as cryptochrome-1. The transcript has 5 exons. Gene Ontology annotation, molecular function: blue light photoreceptor activity; FAD binding; DNA binding. Gene Ontology annotation, biological process: blue light signaling pathway; circadian regulation of gene expression; entrainment of circadian clock by photoperiod. The coding region runs from base 679 to 2703 and encodes 674 amino acids. The record is from RefSeq and is a predicted model, not a curated record. Gene Ontology annotation, cellular component: nucleus; cytoplasm. Lineage: Eukaryota; Viridiplantae; Streptophyta; Magnoliopsida; Rosales; Cannabaceae.